Molecule: messenger RNA, 429 nt
Organism: Zea mays
Lineage: Eukaryota; Viridiplantae; Streptophyta; Magnoliopsida; Poales; Poaceae
Product: basal endosperm transfer layer10
Exons: 2
Coding region: 3-257 (84 amino acids)
Source: RefSeq, marked validated
ACAUGCACCAAAUAACCAUGGCGGCAUCUAACAAGAUUGCAGCGGCACAUGUCGUCUUCGUCCUUGCCUUGCUCCUUGUGGCCUAUCGUGCGGAGGCAACUGUCUGCAUGAGGCAUAACAAUUUCUAUCACGGCCCAUGCAUGAGCAACAAGGACUGUGCCAACUCGUGCGUUCAACAUAACCUCGGUGUCGGCGGGUAUUGCAGGGGCAAGAUCCCAUUCAACAAAGAAUGCAUGUGUACAUUUGAAUGCCCAUGAGUCAAAAGCCACUAUAUCUGACGGGCGCAACUUGUUAUAUAUCUAGGGAUGGGAUGUCGUUUGGCAUGUCCUCCAUUUUGAAAGUGUCCAAGUGAGACUUUAUACAUAUAUGCAGUUGAGAGAUGGAAUUAAUAAUAAGAGCAAACAAUUAUGUUGUUGUGCAUGUUUUAAG